CGUGCCACGUGGUCUCGGUAAAUGCAAGAAACUGCGCGAUUGUCCUUUCUUUUUCCGCACACUUCACCGCCUUCUUCAUUCGUUUUCAACUCGAUGAAAUACGCACGCAAUCCGCAAUAUAUGCGGACCUGUUGUGGAUGAUUCGCGCGCUGGCGGCUGGGAAUUUGAUAUUUUGGGAUUUCUCAAGGGGAGAAGAAGUGCUUUAAGGGAUUUCGAAAAUGUUGGAGGAUCAGGUGGCGUAUCUGUUGCAGCGGUAUUUGGGGAACUAUGUCCGAGGGCUCAGCAAAGAAGCUCUCAAGAUCAGUGUGUGGCAAGGUGAUGUUGAACUAACAAAUAUGCAAGUGAAACCUGAGGCCCUAAAUGCAUUGAAGUUACCUGUGAAGGUUAAGGCCGGGUUUCUUGGAUCUGUGAAGCUUAAGGUUCCAUGGAGCAGGCUCGGCCAAGAUCCAGUUUUGGUUUUUCUGGAUCGAAUUUUUUUGUUAGCUGAGCCAGCAACUCAUGUUGAGGGAUCUAGUGAGGAUGCAAUUCAAGAGCUUAAGAAGAACCGUGUACAGGAAAUGGAGCUGAAGUUGCUGGAGACUCAACAGCAGCUGAAUUCAGAACUGAACAAGUCUUGGUUGGGAUCUUUGAUCAAUACAGUGAUUGGGAAUUUAAAGCUUUCUAUUUCAAACAUUCACAUCAGAUACGAGGAUACUGAGAGUAAUCCAGGCCAUCCAUUUGCUGCUGGCGUGACCUUAGAUAGACUCUCAGCAUUCACUGUUGACGAUAAGGGGGAGGAGACUUUUAUUGCGGGAGGCGCAUUGGAGAAAAUCCAGAAGUCAGUGGAACUUGAUCGAAUGGCCAUUUAUUUGGACUCUGAUAUCCGUCCAUGGCAUGUUGAAAAACCUUGGAAAGAUUUAUCACCAUCUGAAUGGGAACAAAUUUUCAAAUUUGGUACAGAAAAUGGGAAGCCUGCUGUGCGUGAAAAAAAGAAGCACUCAUAUAUUUUGCAACCUGUGAGUGGGAAUGCCAACUAUUCGAAAGAUCGUUCAGAUGCAUCAUCAAGGAAAGGGCAACCACUACAGAGGGCUUCUGUAAAUCUUGACGAUGUUACUCUAUGCUUGUCAAAGAACGGUUAUCGGGAUUUACUUAAAUUAGCUGAUAAUUUUACAGCCUUCAACAUGAGACUCCGAUAUGCUCAUUAUCGUCCACAUGUUUCUGUAAAGACUGAUCCAAGAGCAUGGUGGAAGUAUGCAUGCAGGGCAGUUUCAGACCAAAUGAAGAAGGCCAGUGGAAAGUUGUCAUGGGAGCAAGUGCUGCGAUAUGCAAGGUUACGCAAGAAUUACAUCUCAUUGUAUGCUACACUGCUCAAAUCAGAUCUGGACCAGGCUGUAGUGAGUGAUAAUGAAGAUAUAGAGAAGCUUGAUCGAGAACUCGACAUUGAAGUUAUUCUGCAGUGGAGGAUGUUAGCACAUAAGUUUGUGGAGCAAUCAAUGGGGUCAGAACUGUACUUAAGAAAGCAAAAAACUAAGAAAUCAUGGUGGUCAUUUGGAUGGGGUAGUGAGCCUGCCAAAGAUGAAAAUGAACCAGGGACAUUGACUGUUGAAGAUUGGGAAAGGUUAAAUGAAAUUAUUGGAUACAAAGAAGGAGAUAACGAACAACUAUCGGUUCAUGAGAAGGGUGACAUGCCAUAUAUGUUAUUGAAACUUCACAUGAGACAUAAUGCAUCAAAGCUAGUUGAUUCUCAGGGAUUUCUUGCUGACUUAUCCUGUGAUAAUCUUGAGUGUUCCGUGAAACUUUAUUCAGAGUCCAAAGUUAUUAAGUUGAAGCUGGGCUCAUACAGAUUACUGUCUCCGAAUGGUCUUCUUGCUGAGAGUGAGAGUGCUUCCGAUUCACUUGUUGGUAUCUUCUGCUAUAAACCUCUUGAUGUGGAUGUAGAUUGGAGCGUGGUUGCUAAAGCUUCGCCCUGUUAUGUGACUUAUUUGAAGGAUUCUAUCAACCAAAUAAUCAAUUUCUUUCAAAGUAGUGCCACUGUAAGUCAGACUCUUGUUCAGGAAACUGCUUCUGCUGUUCAGAUGAGAAUUGAUGAAGUCAAGCGUUCAGCAGCCAAGCAAGUGAACAAGGCAUUGAGAGAUCGUACAAGAUUUGUUUUGGAUUUGGAUAUUGCUGCACCAAAAAUUACCAUUCCUUCUGACUUUUGCCCUGAUACAGUCCACCCUACUAAGCUUCUAAUUGAUUUGGGAAAACUAGUGAUUCAGUCUCAGGAUGAUGCUGAAUAUAAUUCACCUGAAGAAAUGAACAUGUACUCCCAAUUUGAUCUUGUGUUGAGAGAUGUAUCAGCUUUCCUGGUUGAUGGUGACUAUAGCUGGAACCAAGCGUCUUUGAAGAGAUCAGAUUUAUCCAAGCAAAGCUUUAUUACGUUUUUACCUGUUGUUGACAAGUGUGGAGUAUUUCUAAAGCUUCAACAGGUUAGAUCACCAGUUGCUUCCCUGCCCUCAACAAGACUUUCUAUGCGGUUUCCCUCUAUAGGUUUUCAUUUUUCUCCAUCACGUUAUCACCGUCUUAUGCAAAUCGCUAAGAGUUUCCAAGGGGAGGAUGCACAGCAUUCUGAUUUUGUAUGCCCCUGGGAUGAAGCUGACUUUUCAGACUGGCUGUAUCAACUUACUCGCAAGGGUGUCGGCGGUAGAGAAGCUGUGUGGCAACGAAGAUAUUUUUGUAUUGUUGGCUCUUUUCUUUAUGUGCUAGAAGGCCCUGAGUCAAGAAGUUAUAAGCAAUACAUCAGUCUACGAGGUAAACAGCUAUAUCAAAUUCCUGCCAAUUUGCUUGGGAAUGUGGAACAUACAUUGGCUGUUUGUGAUGCUGAUCGCUCCUAUGUCAAGGUUCUUGAAGAUGCAAAUGCUCUCAUUUUGCGAUGUGACUCAGAAAAUUCUAGGAAAACUUGGCAAAGUUACCUUCAGGGAGCGAUUUAUCGAGCAUCGGCAACUUCCUCUGUGGCUAGUCUAAUCCCAGCCUCAUCUGAUUCAGAAGAUUCACAAACUGAGAAUCUUGAUUCACUUGAUCCAUCACAGAAAGAGACAUUAUUUUUGACAGGCAUACUAGAUGAGUUGAAGAUAAGUUUCAGUUACAGCAGCUCACCUGAUCAAAGCUUCGUAGAGCUGCUUCUUGCUGAGGAAAAGUGUUUGCUUGAAUUUCGUGCUAUUGGUGGACAGGUUGAAUUGUCUAUAAGAGAGAACGAUAUUUUCAUUGGAACAGUCCUUAAAGCUUUGGAGAUAGAAGAUUUAGUUUGCCUCAAGGGGUCAUCUCAGAUUACUUUUCUGGCAAGAUCAUUUAUCAAGAAUGCCGAUGGUUCCCUAUUAGAGAAUAAUGACAAUAGAACAAAUGUCAACAAUGAUUUAAGCCCACGUGAAGGGGAAGAUGAAUUUUAUGAGGCAUCAGAGAAUCUUAAUGAUGUCGUUGGUAGCCCCUUGUCACAUGAAUUGGAGUAUAUGGGUUCUUCUCGAAUCAUCACACAAGAAGAUAGCAGAGACUUAAAGGCCCUGAAAUUUGUACGCAUCCCUGGUUUGCUACCGAUUGAUGUCACUCAUCUGGAAGCUGGUCAGAUGGGAUUCACUAAUGCGUUAGACAGUUUUGUCAAAGCUCAGAUCGUUAUUCUUGACCAGAGUUCAACACUUUAUUCUGGGGUUGACAAACAGGUGUCAGUUACGCUCUCUACUUUGACCUUCUACUGUCGUAGGCCUACUAUUCUGGCCAUUAUGGAUUUUGCGAAUGCCAUAAACACUCAGGAGGAUAGCUGUGAAACUUAUAGUGAUUCCUCUUCAACAGCAGUUGGAGGACAUGGUGUCUCCAAAGAAACUGUAAAUGAUGGCCAGUUUUCUGUUCAAAUGGAAGAGCCUGUAGUAAAAUCUUUGCUUGGAAAGGGAAAAUCCAGAACAAUUUUCUACUUACUACUGAAUAUGACUCGUGCUGAGAUAUUUUUGAUGAAGGAAAAUGACUCUAAGCUUGCUACUUUGGCUCAGGACAGUUUUCGUACUGAUAUUAAGGUGUUUCCUUCGUCUUUCAGCAUAACAGCGUCACUUGGAAAUCUCCGAAUAAGCGAUGACAGUCUUCAUAGCAAUCACAUGUAUUUCUGGGCAUGUGACAUGAGGAAUCCUGGUGGUAGUUCAUUUGUGGAGUUAGUGUUUUGUUCAUUUAAUGCCGAUGAUGAAGACUAUGAGGGUUUUGAUUAUAGCCUCAUUGGCCAGCUGUCUGAAGUGCGAGUUGUCUAUUUGAAUCGCUUCCUCCAAGAGGUUAUCAGUUACUUCAUGGGACUUGUUCCCUACAGUCCUAAGGAUGUUGUCCAAAUAAAAGAUCAAGUGACAAACUCAGAGAAGUGGCUUACAAGAAGUGAAAUUGAAGGAUCACCUGCACUGAAGUUGGAUCUUUCACUUAACAAGCCAAUCAUAUUGAUGCCUCAGAGAACAAAUAGCAUUGAUUAUUUGAAGCUUGAUGUAGUUCAAAUCACUGUUCAGAACACUUUUAGAUGGUUUGGUGGAAGUAAAAGUGAAAUCAAGGCUGUACAUUUGGAAACAUUAAAAAUUCUUGUUGAAAAUAUAAACUUAAAUGUUGGCUCAGGAUCAGAGUUGGGUGAAAGCAUAGUUCAAGAUGUUAGGGGUAUAUCGUUUGUCAUUAAGCGGUCACUUCGUGAUGUGCUGCAUCAAAUUCCAAGUGUUGAAGUUUCGGUUAUGAUUGAAGAACUGAAAGCAGCAUUAUCCAACAAAGAGUAUGAAGUAAUUAUGGAAUGUGCUCAAACUAAUGUUUCAGAGAAAGCAGAUUUAGUACCUCCGCUGAAUGAUGAACCCUUACCUGGUUCAAUUGGUAUGAUGGAUCAUGCUGGCACAGAAAGUCUAGAUCCUGCAAGAUCUGAAACUCAGACGAGAGAAACGUGGAUUGCAACUAAGAUUUCUGUCCGCAUAGAUAUGGUUGAACUGGGUCUUUAUUAUGGUACUACAAGGGAUGCAGCUCUUGCCACUCUACAGGUGAGUGGAGUGUGGCUCUUGUACAAGUCUAACACAAUUGGGGAAGGUUUUCUAUCAGCUACAUUGAAGGAUUUGAUUGUUGUUGAUGAACGUGAUGGUAUAGAGAAGGAGCUUAGGUUGGCCAUAGGAAAGCCUGAUAUUGAUGGGCAUGGAUACAGUCCUUCACUAUCUGUGCUUGGAACAAGGGAUCAACGUGUUGCUGAGAGCAAUUCCUCAGUGGGCAGUACAAGAAAGUACACUCCAGCAAUUCUAGUUUUGGACGCCAGAUUUUAUGAGAAGUUAACAUCUGUUUCUUUGUGCAUCCAGAGGCCACAAUUGCUUGUUGCACUUGACUUUUUACUUGCAAUUGUUGAGUUUAUUGUCCCAACGAUUCACAGUGAGCCUUCAUAUGAUGAAAUUACUGACUCUACACAUUUGCUUGAUGCCCUUGUACUUGACCAGCCAGUCUUCUGCCAACCUUCUACUGAGUUCUCAUUGUCACCUCAGAAACCAUUGGUUGCUGAUGAUGAGAGAUUUGACCAUUUUAUAUAUGAUGGGAGAGGUGGUACUUUAUAUCUGAAAGACAGGCAGGGAUUGAUUCUCUCGGGUCCAAGUAUGGAAGCUUUGAUAUAUGUUGGAAAUGGAAAGAAACUGCAAUUUAGGAAUGUUAUCAUUCGGAGUGGGUUGUGGCUAGAUUCAUGCAUUUUCUUGGGAGCCAAGAGUAGCUAUUCAGCUAAUGAAAAUGAUAAUGUCAUUAUGGAGGAUGAAAGUGAAAGACCUUCUGAUCAAAUUACAGAUAGAAGCCCCGGUAGCCGAACAUCACAAAAUGCUGUUCCUGGCAGAUCAGCUGAAUUAAUAUUUGAACUGCAGGCAAUUGGUCCUGAGCUCACCUUCUACAAUAAAUCAAGAAAUUCAGGAGAACUUAAUAUCUCCAACAAAGUCUUGCACGCACAGAUGGAUGCAUUCUGCAGGCUUGUGUUGAAUGGAGACUCUGUUAAAAUGAAUGCAGAGGUUCUUGAUUUAACCAUGGAGAGCAAUGGAAUCAAAAUUUUGGAACCUUUUGAUGCAUCUGUAGCUUUCUCAAGUGCUUCUGGAAAGACAAGCAUGCAAUUAGUUGUCUCAGAUAUAUUCAUGAAUUUUUCAUUCAGUAUCUUGAGGCUAUUUUUGGCUGUGGAAGAGGAUAUUUUGUCAUUUUUAAGAACGACAUCAAAGAAAUCAACAGUUCUAUGCUCCGAAUUUGACAGAGUCGGAACCAUCAAAUAUUCCAUCAGUGGUCAAACAUACACAUUUUGGAGAGCUCGUCCACCCACUGGUUUUGGGGUACUUGCAGACUACCUGACACCAAUUGAUAAGCCACCGACAAAAGGUGUAAUUGCUGUUAAUACAAACAUAAUACCUGUCAGAAGGCCAAAAUCUUUCACUUUGGUGUGGCCUCCCUCAUCUUCAGAUAAACUCAUUUCUGAAGAUGUAGAUAGUGAUGUCUUGAAUCCAGAUACAACAUGCUCAAUUUGGUUCCCUGAAGCCCCUAAAGGCUAUGUGGCAUUGGGUUGUGUGGUUUCUUCUGGAAGGUCACCGCCUCCAAUUUCUUCAGUUUUCUGUAUCUUGGCAUCCUUAGUUACUCCUUGUGGCUUCAGAGAUUGUAUCAAUGUUGGUUCGGGUUCCAGAUUUCCUGAUUUGGCAUUCUGGCGGGUGGAUAAUGCUGCUGGGUCAUUCUUGCCUUCUGAUCCUGCCUCCUUGAGUUGCAGCCACAGAGCAUAUGAACUGCGGCAUUUGUAUUUUGGAUUUUCUGAAAGUUCCCCAGAGAAUUUCCAGGAAUCCGGAAACCGGCCCGCUGUCUCUUUAGACGAUGAUAGUACUAUACAAUCAGAGAGAACAUCGGCCGUAAAUUCUAUGCGAAGGUUUGAAGCAGUUGCUACCUUCCGGUUAGUCUGGUGGAAUCAAGGUUCUGGAUCUAGAAAGAAGUUAUCUAUUUGGCGCCCUGUGAUCCCUGAAUCAAUAGUGUAUUUUGGUGAUAUUGCAGUUCAAGGGUAUGAACCUCCAAAUUCCUGCAUUGUUCUUCAAGACACAGAAGAAUAUGAUUUGUACAAGGCACCUACAGAUUUUCAUCUUGUUGGUCAGAUUAAAAAACAAAGGAAAAUUGAUGCAAUAUCAUUUUGGAUGCCUCAAGCACCACCAGGUUUUGUUGCAUUAGGAUGCAUUGCUAGCAAAGGCACUCCUAAGCAAUCUGAUUUCAGCUCCUUAAGGUGCAUUCGCAACGAUAUGGUCUCGGCUGAUCAAUUUUUGGAUGAAAGUAUAUGGGAUACAUCCAACUCCAUUUUUACAAGAGAUCUAUUUAGUAUAUGGAGAGUUGGCAAUGAAUUAGGAACCUUCAUUGUGUGGAAUGGCUUGAAAAAACCUCCUAGAAGGUUUGCUGUGAAGCUCAUUGAUCCAGACAUUCCAAGUGGUUCAGAUGAUACUGUUGUUGAUGCAAAAAUUCAAACCUUCUCCGCAGCACUUUUUGAUGACUAUGGUGGCGUGAUGGUGCCAUUGUGCAAUUUGUCUUUGGGCAGCAUAGGGUUCAAUUAUCAUGGAAGACCUGAUUGUUUGAAGUUCAGUGUUGUCUUCUCUUUAAUUGCAAGGUGUUACAAUGAUAAAUAUGAUGCAUGGGAACCUCUUAUUGAGCCAGUUGAAGGAACAUUGAGGUACCAAUAUAACCCUAAUGACCCCGGUACGGCUUCUCAGAUUCGAAUUACUUCUACUAAAGACCUGAAUAUGAAUGUGUCUGUCUCCAAUGCCAAUAUGAUUCUACAAGCCUAUGCAAGCUGGAACAAUCUUAGCCAUGUCCAAGAAUCACACAGUGAAGCAAAUUCUCCAACUAGUGAUGUUGGAUCAAUGAUAGAUGUUCAUCAAAAAAGAAAUUACUAUAUUGUUCCUGAGAAUAAACUUGGGAUGGACAUUUUUGUAAGGACUUCUGAAGUCAAGGGUCUUCCUGAUAUAAUUAAAAUGCCAGCAGGUGACAGAAAAAUGCUCAAAAUGCCGGUUUCAAAAAAUAUAUUAGAUUCCCACUUGGAAGGAAGUGUUCAUAAGAAACUUCGGAAGCUGAUAACUGUUAUUGUAGCUGAAGCAGAGCUCAUGAAGCUUGAGAGUUUAACGUCUCAUCAGUAUGAUGUUUCUGUCUGUCUUUAUCAAGAGAGUCACCCUACUCAAUCAUCACUAAACCAGCAAUGUGCACGAACUUAUGGUGCUGGGUCAGAUGGCUCUGAAUCUUUGGACAUUGAAUUUGUGAAGUGGGAUGAAGUAUUUUUCUUCAAAGUUGAUUCUGUGGAUGGCUGCAUACUGAAAUUUACUGUUAGUGAGACUGGGAAAGGUGAACCUGUUGGCUACUGUUCUCUGUCUCUGAUGCAGCUGGCUCAAUCUCAAGACAAUUUGCAUCCAGUUAACUACCAAAAAAAUUUUAUUUGGCUAGAGUUGUCAUCUGAUGAAUCUGAGCUGGGUAACAGAUCAAGGAUAUUUGGUCGUAUAAGGUGUGCAGUGAUUUUGCCACCUAGAUCUGAAACUGAGAAUCUGAACAAAUGCAAAAAAUCUGGUCUGAUUCAGAUUAGCCCAACCCUGGAUGGCCCAUGGACCACAUUGAGGUUAAACUAUGGCGCACCUGCUGCAUCUUGGCAAUUAGGCAAUGAUAUUGUUGCAAGCGAAGUGAGUGUAAUUGGUGGUAAUAGAUAUGUGAACCUCCGUUCUCUUGUAUCAGUUUGCAACAGUACUGAGUUCACUCUAGAUUUAUGCCUCAAGCUUAUAUAUACAAACGGGAAUUCGGUACCAGAAACUGGUGUCAUGAAUGAAACUCCAUACAAAGGAAGUGAAUUUGAAACAGAUGAACUCUUUGAAUCGCAGAAAUACGACACUACUCAUGGUUGGGUAUCAUGUACCAACUUUGAGGAGGAAGUAUCUACUGUUCACUUGCCAUCCAAUUGGGAAUGGGUUGAUGAAUGGCAUGUGGAUAAUUCCACUGUCAACACAGUUGAUGGAUGGGUUUAUGCUCCAGAUAUUGAACAUUUGAAGUGGCCAGAAUCAUAUGAUUCAUUGAAAUCUGUAAAUUAUGCAAGACAAAGGAAGUGGAUUAGGAGCAGGAAGCAUGUGGCAAAGGAGUCUGAAGCACAGAUAAUUGUUGGACCCCUAAGACCUGGUGAAACUUGUUCGCUUCCCCUACCAUGUCUAUCACAGAUAUCCUUGUAUGCAUUGCUUUUAAAACCCUCAAAGACAGAAGCUACAAGCCAGUAUUCAUGGAGUUCAGUGAUGGAUAUGCCUGGUCAGUUGCAAGACAUGGAGAGGUCAAAAAUUAAUUCAGAAAUAUGUGUUUCAAAUCUUACAGAGGGUGACAAACUGUUACAUUGUGCUGAUGUGAGUGAGAGCUCUUCACACAGCUUACAUGGUCUUUGGUUUUGCUUGAAUAUCCAAGCCACUGAAAUUGCGAAAGACAUUCAUUUUAAUCCAAUUCGGGAUUGGACAAUCGUAGUCAAAUCACCUGUAUCAGUUACCAAUUAUCUCCCUUUUAUGGCUGAAAUUACAAUUCUUGAGAUGCAAGCCAGUGGCCAUUUCCUUUCCUGCUAUAGAGGGGUCUGUGGUCCCAGUGAGAGUGUCAAGGUGUACAAUGCUGAUAUACGAAACCCUCUGUAUAUCUCUAUGCUUCCACAAAAAGGAUGGUUGCCAAUACAUGAGGCUGCUCUCCUGUCUCACCCUGGCAAAUCACCAUCAAAGACAAUAUGUUUAAGAAGUUCAGUAUCUGGAAGGAUUGUUCAGAUUGUUCUUGAGCAAAACAGUACUGAUGAAAGGCCUCUGCAACCGAAAGUCAUUAAAGUGUAUUCGCCAUACUGGGUUGGAAUUGCAAGAUGCCCACCACUUAGUUUCAGGCUUGUUGAUAUGAGUUCUAGAAAAUCAAAGACAAAUCCACUCUCUUUUCAUGCUAAAAAGAUGCAAAAUAUUAUCCUCGAGGAGAUAACUAUAGAGGAGAUGCAUGAGGGCUAUACAAUUGCUUCUGCAUUGAAUUUCAAAUCAUUGGGUCUCUCUGCAUCUAUGGACCAAUCUGAAGGAGAGCAUUUUGGGCCUCUUACAGAUCUUUCUCCACUUGGGAAUAUGGAUGGCUCCCUGGAUUUAUCGGCUUAUAAUGCUGAUGGCAACUGUAUGCAACUUUUUGUGUCUACAAAACCUUGCCCCUACCAAUCUAUUCCAACAAAGGUAAUAUCUGUCAGACCGUAUAUGACUUUUACAAACAGAGUUGGUGAGAAUUUGUUCUUGAAGUUCAGCAGUAAUGAUGAGCCAAAGAUACUGAGGGCUUCAGAUGCAAGAGUUCCCUUUGUACAUCUUAAGACCGAUGGACCUCAGGAAAUCCAGGUACAAAUGCAUGAUACAAAAUGGUCAUUUCCUAUUCAAGUAGUGAAGGAGGACAGCAUUACUCUCACCUUAAAAAAACAUGAUGGUGCAUGGAGGUUCUUACGAAUGGAAGUCCGAGGUUAUGAGGAAGGAUCUCGUUUCAUAGUUGUUUUUCGUCUUGGAUCAGUGAGUGGUCCUAUUAGGAUUGAGAACAGAUCAAGUUUUAGAGUGAGAAUUCGGCAAACUGGAUUUGAUGAUGAUUCGUGGAUUCAAUUACAGCCACUUUCAUCAGAGAACUUUUCUUGGGAGAAUCCAUAUGGCCAAAAAACCAUUGAUACUGAGAUCUAUGGCAGCCAUAAUGAUGGGAUCUUCAAAAUUGAUCUUGAUAGAGCUGGAUUCUCUGAUGUUGAUGACAGCUCUGGGCUCUUUUCCUAUGUUGACAAUAUAGGUGAUAUCAAGGUUGUUAGGCUUAUGAACAUAAAUACUCAAACCUUAAGAUCAAGGGAAAGUACUUCGCAGUUGUGUAGAAACUUGGGAAAUCCUCAUAUCCUAGCUAAGAUGCCCGAACAAGGAUCUCCGUUGGAAGUUAUGCUAGAGUUGGGUGUUCUUGGUGUUUCUCUUGUUGACCAUAGACCAAGAGAGCUUGCAUACUUCUACAUGGAGAGAUUCUUCUUAUCCUAUUCAACUGGCUAUGAUGGUGGAACGACAACGAGGUUCAAAGUGAUACUUGGAUACAUUCAACUGGAUAAUCAGCUUCCUCUGACAGUAAUGCCCAUACUUUUGGUACCAGAACAGACUCCGGAUGUGCAACAUCCAGUCUUCAAAAUGACUAUAACAUCACGCAAUGAAAUUGUUGAUGGUGUCCAGAUCUACCCCUAUGUUUACAUAAGGGUAAUUGAUAAAAUUUGGAGACUCAACAUCCAUGAGCCAAUCAUCUGGGCUUUCAUAGAUUUUUUCAACAAACUCCAACUAGAUCGUGUUCCACAAAAUACUACUGUUACACAAGUUGAUCCUGAAAUGCGUAUAGACUUGAUUGAUAUUUCUGAGGUAAGACUUAAGGUUGCAUUGGAGACUGCACCAGGUCAAAGACCACAUGGACAUCUAGGUGUAUGGGGCCCUGUUUUGUCAGCUGUUGGGAAUGCCUUUAAGAUUCAGGUUCAUCUUCGGAAAGUGACACACAGAGACAGAUUUUUAAGAAAGAGUUCCAUAAUGUCAGCAAUUGGAAAUCGCAUAUGGAGAGAUCUGAUCCAUAAUCCACUACAUUUAUUAUUUUCUGUAGAUGUACUUGGCAUGACAAGUUCCACUUUGGCAUCACUCAGUAAAGGCUUUGCCGAGCUCUCAACUGAUGGACAAUUUUUACAGCUUCGCUCCAAGCAGGUGUGGUCUCGAAGGAUUACUGGUGUUGGUGAUGGAAUUGUGCAAGGAACUGAAGCUCUUGCUCAAGGCUUUGCUUUUGGAGUGUCAGGGGUUGUGAGGAAACCGGUACAGAGUGCUAGACAAAAUGGUAUUCUUGGCUUUGCUCAUGGAUUGGGACAGGCUUUCUUGGGUUUUUUUGUACAGCCAAUGAGUGGAGCAUUAGAUUUUUUCUCCUUGACUGUUGAUGGAAUUGGUGCAAGUUGUUCCCGGUGCUUGGAGAUUUUGAGUAACAAGAAAAACUUCCAGCGAGUACGAAAUCCACGGGCAUUUCACGCAGAUAAUAUUUUGAGAGAAUAUUCUGAAAGAGAAGCAAUUGGGCAGAUGAUACUUUUCCUUGCAGAAGCAAGUAGGAAUUUUGGAUGUACUGAAAUAUUCAAAGAGCCAUCAAAAUUUGCUUGGUCUGAUUGCUAUGAAGAGCAUUUUGUUGUUCCAUAUCAACGGAUUGUAUUGGUUACUAAUAGGCGAGUAAUGCUGCUGCAGUGUUCGGCCCCUGAUAAGAUGGAUAGAAAGCCGUGCAAGAUAUUGUGGGAUGUGCCAUGGGAUGAAGUAAUGGCACUAGAAUUGGCCAAAGCUGGAUAUCUCAUCCCUUCACAUUUAAUAAUCCAUUUGAAGAGCUUUGUGAGAGGGGAAAGCUUCGUACGAGUUAUUAAGUGCAAGACAGAACAAUUGCCAAAUGAAAGUGAACCACAAGCUGUUAGAGUUUGCUCGGUGGUGCGGAAAAUGUGGAAGGCACAGCAGAACUUCGCAAAACAGGCAUCUUCGAGCCAAAGUUGUGUAUACAUUUCUCGUAAUGAAGUUGACUUAGCAGAAUCACGCAAACGGCAUAGACCCAUUAUCACAUCAGGAAAAUAUUCUUCUUCAAGCUCCACAUCCGGUGAGCAAAAAUUCAUUGAACACAGCAUCAAUUUUACAAGAAUAUGGAACAGUGAACGAGAAUCUAAAGGUCGUUGCACGUUGUGCCAAAAACAGAGUUCGGGCAAUGAUGAAACUUGUAGCAUCUGGCGGCCUGUUUGUCCUGACGGGUACGUCUCAAUCGGAGAUAUAGCUCGCCCUGGCAACCAUCCUCCUAAUGUUGCUGCAAUUUAUCGUGUAUCCAAUAAAUUGUUUGAGUUCCCUGUGGGAUACGACCUGGUUUGGAGGAAUUGUUUGGAUGAUUACAAAAACCCCGUGUCGAUUUGGCAUCCACGCGCUCCUGAAGGCUAUGUAUCCCUUGGAUGCGUGGCUGUUUCAAGAUUUGAAGAGCCGGAGCUCGAUGAAGUGUACUGCGUAGCCGAAUCUCUUUGCGAGGAAACAGCAUUUGAAGAGCAAAAGAUAUGGUCAGCAUCAGAUGCUUAUCCAUGGGCUUGCCAUAUAUACCAAAUGUGUAGCGACGCCCUUCACUUUGUCGCUUUGAGACAACCUCAAGAAGAAUCCGACUGGAAACCUAAAAGGGUCCUCGACUCUGCCCAGCUUUCAAUGCAUUCAUCGGAUGCUCGGUGACUUUUGCAUCCUUUUAGGAGGUCGACAUCAUUCGAAGCCAGCAACACUUGAUGGAUAGCAAGGGAACAGGGAACCAUCAGCAGUAGAUAAGUCGUUAAGCUCUUUCCAUCAUCGAUAAGCUUUUGGAUACCUUUUUACUCCAAAAAAAUCUAAACUCUGUGAAGGUGUUUUGUAAAUGGAAUAACAAAGAGUGCUUGGCAAAAUUCCCUUCAAAGGUCUUAGUAAAAUUGCACUCUUCAACUGAGCUAAGUAUAAAAUCAAAUUGUGCCUCCAUAAUACGGUUUCUAGGCAGGGGUGGAAAUAACAUACCAAAACACCAUGCAUCGCAUACCAAAAGAUUUGGAAAAUUUUGGUAUAGUAUGAUAUUGUAUCGAAUUUUUUUGGUACGAUAACAGUAUCGGUUCGUUCAGUAUACAUAUCGAAACAUGUGACGAUAGGAGACUUUAACAAAAACCAAGAUGCUG
Andrographis paniculata is the source of this 13678-nucleotide messenger RNA. RefSeq lists its product as uncharacterized. The record is from RefSeq and is a predicted model, not a curated record. The coding region runs from base 219 to 13214 and encodes 4331 amino acids. Gene Ontology annotation, cellular component: membrane; extrinsic component of membrane. The transcript is spliced from 64 exons. Lineage: Eukaryota; Viridiplantae; Streptophyta; Magnoliopsida; Lamiales; Acanthaceae. Gene Ontology annotation, biological process: protein targeting to vacuole; protein retention in Golgi apparatus.